ACUUGUUACCAUCAAAACGGAAUUCCUUAAUCAAAAGUAAACUUGUAAACUACGAAAGUACAAAACAUUUCAACGUUCGUCGUUCAAUUGCGAAUAACGCAAGUUCAUGGCAGAUCGUCUGAACUUCGAUCAUUCAAAUUAUUCCAUCCAUUUAAUACUUAGUUUUUAAUAAUAUUUUUUUUUAAUGUUAUGUCUAUUAUAGCAAACGUUUAUAAAAUAUGUUGAUUCUGUUAUAUUCGUAAUUUUCUAUCGCUUUUUCCAAAAUGAGUGAUACUUUACAUAUUAUCAUAAUAGCUAUUGCUAUUGGAUUAUGUUCAAACGUUAAAACUGAUUCCGAUUGUGGUGAACCACUGUUAGAAAAAGCAGUACUAAGAGCAACUUCUUCAUUACCAGACAGAGGACCAGAAAAUGCUAUUCUCAAUGGACGUAAUGCAUGGACAGCAUACAGCUCUGAUUUUGCUCAGUAUCUCAUUAUCGACCUAGGUCAAACCAUGACUGUAACAUCAAUAUUGACCCAAGGUAGAGCAGAAUCUUCAGAAUAUGUAGAAACAUUUGGUAUUAGUUAUGGUUCAAAUGGUUUAGACUAUGCUGAAUACAAAGAAUCAUCAGGAAAUACUAAGUUAUUUAAAGGUAAUAUUAAUGGAGAUGAUUCUGCUAGAAAUAUAUUUGAGGUCCCCAUCAUAGCACAAUGGAUUAGGAUUAAUCCUACUAGAUGGAGAGACAGGAUUUCAUUGAGAUUAGAGCUUUAUGGAUGCCCAUACUCAUCGGACAGCCUUUAUUUCAAUGGUACUUCAUUGGUACGUUGGAACUUGAGAGAUUCCCCUGUUUCUGCCCAUAGAGAAUCAAUAAGAUUUAGAUUUAAAACAAAUGUGGCUGACGGAGUUUUAUUGUAUGGAAUUGGAUCACAGGGAGAUUAUUUAGCUUUACAACUUAAAGAUAAUCGGUUACUAUUAAAUAUAAAUUUAGGAUCUCAAAUCAUGACUAGUCUAUCAGUUGGUAGUCUACUAGAUGAUAACAUCUGGCAUGAAGUUAUAAUAAUGAGAAAUAAACUUGAAGUUGUGUUUUCUGUUGAUCGUGUCACAAUUCAAGGUCGAAUUAAAGGAGAAUUUGAAAGACUUGAUCUUAAUCGUGAAAUAUAUAUAGGUGGUGUACCACAUUUAAAUGAAGGUCUGUUAAUUAAUACAAAUUUUACUGGAUGUAUAGAAAACUUAUACAUGAAUUCAACAAAUAUGAUAUAUUUAGUUAAAGAGUCGUACAAUUCUGGAGACUCUUGGUUAAUGCAAAAAUAUCAAAAAAUAAAUACAUUAUAUACUUGUUUGGAAUCUCCUAUUGUUCCCGUUACAUUUUUAUCGCGAUCAUCUUAUGCAAGAUUAAGAAGUUAUGAAGGACUGAAAAAAAUUAAUAUAUCAUUAUCAUUUCGUACUUAUGAAGAACGAGGGUUAUUAGCCCAUCAUAAAUUUUUAGUAAAUGGAUAUGUUAAGUUAUACUUGGAAAAUGAACGCAUUAAAGUAGAAUUGAUGACCAAAGAUGACACACGUGUAGUUUUAGAUAACUAUGAAGAAAGUUUUAAUGAUGGCAAAUGGCAUAGUGUAAUUUUGAUCCUUAAAGAAAAUUUUUUGGAACUUAAUGUAGAUAAUAGACCUAUGCAGACAAUUAGAAAAUUAGAUUUCUUCACUGGACAAAAUAAUUUUAUUGCUGGAGGUAUUUAUGGUUCAAUUGGAUUUAUUGGAUGUAUGCGUUUAAUUACAAUUGAUGGAAAUUAUAUGUUACCAACUGAUUGGAAAUUAGGAGAAGGUUAUUGUUGUGAUAAAGAAGUAUUAUUUGAUGCUUGUCAAAUGAGUGAUAGGUGUAAUCCAAGUCCAUGUAAACAUUCUGGUAUAUGUAGACAAAACUCUGAUGAAUUUUUCUGCGAUUGUGGUAAUACAGGAUAUAGUGGUGCCGUAUGUCAAACUCCAUUAAAUCCAUUGUCGUGCCUUGCUUUUAAGAAUGUUAAUCCAGUUGGACAAAACCAUGAUAUUAAAAUAGAUGUGGAUGGAAGUGGCCCAUUAAAACCGUUUCCAGUUACAUGUCAAUAUUAUGCUGAUGGACGAAUAGUAACAACAAUUAGACAUCAAAGUGAAAGUGAUUCCACUGUUGAUGGUUUCCAAGAUCCUGGAAGUUUUAAACAAGACUUCAACUAUGAUGCAGACUUAUUGCAAAUUGAAGCACUUAUUAAUAGAUCACAUUCCUGUUGGCAACCAUUAAGUUAUUCUUGUAAACAAUCUAGAUUAUUUAAUUCUCCAGUAAAUGGGGAAUUGGAUUUUCGACCUUAUGGAUGGUGGGUAUCAAGACACAAUCAAAAGAUGGACUAUUGGGGCGGUUCAAUUCCUGGAUCACAUAAAUGUCAGUGUGGUAUAACGGGUGGUUGUCAUGACCCUACUAAAUGGUGCAAUUGUGAUUCGGGUCUUGAUAGCUGGCAAUCAGACAGUGGUGAUAAGGAAAAAGAGCAUCUGCCAAUAAAACAAGUUAGAUUUGGAGACACGGGUACAACGUUAGAUGAAAAAGAAGGGAGAUUCAAAGUCGGACCAUUAAUGUGCGAAGGCGAUGAGCUUUUUAACAAUGUUGUAACAUUUCGCAAACUUGACUCACAAAUUCGUUUACCAACAUUUGAUUUUGGACAAAAUGGUGACAUUUAUUUUGAAUUUAAAACAACUAUUGAAAAUGCCAUUAUUUUUGAAAGUCAUGGACCUAAAGAUUAUAUAAAGUUAUCACUUAUAAGUGGUCACUCUUUACAAUUCAGUUACCAAGCUGGCAGUGGACCAUUAAAUGUUCGUGUGGAAACUUCUGAUAAACUGAAUGAUGAUAGAUGGCAUUCAGUUGUUAUAGAAAGAAAUCGAAAAGAAAGUAGAAUUAUUGUAAACGGAGCGUUAAAACAGUCAGUAAGAGAACCUCCUGGUCCUGUACGUGCAAUACACUUGACAUCUGAAUUAGUCAUUGGUUCAUCAUCUGACGAACAAAAUGGUUUCAUUGGUUGCAUAAGAGCAUUUAUGCUAAAUGGACAACUUGUAGAUUUAAAAUCAUAUGCUGAAAAGCGGUUAUAUGGUAUUUCUCCUGGAUGUAUUGGUAAAUGUGAUAGUAAUCCUUGUCUUAAUAAUGGAACAUGUUUUGAAAAAUAUGAUGGUUAUACUUGUGACUGUCGAUGGACUGCAUUUAAAGGACCAAUUUGUGCAGAUGAAAUCGGUGUAAAUCUUAAAGCCAAUUCAAUGAUAAGGUAUGAUUUUGAAGGAAUAUGGAGAUCAACAAUAUCUGAAAAUAUUAGAGUAGGUUUUACAACUACUAAUCCAAAAGGAUUCCUACUUGGACUAUUUUCAAAUAUUUCAAAAGAAUAUAUGACGAUUAUGGUAUCUAAUAGUGGUCAUUUACGGGUUGUAUUUGAUUUUGGAUUUGAACGUCAAGAAUUAAUAUUUCCAGAUCAACAUUUUGGUCUUGGACAAUACCAUGAUCUUAGAAUUAGAAGAAAAAAUUCUGGUUCUACUUUAAUUAUGGAGGUUGAUGGAUCAGAUCCAAAAGAAUUUCAUUUUGACAUUAAAGAAUCUACUGAUGCACAAUUUAACAAUAUUCAGCACAUGUACAUUGGCCGUAAUACAUCUAUGACUGAAGGUUUUGUUGGUUGUGUUUCACGUGUAGAGUUUGAUGAUAUUUAUCCACUAAAACUGUUAUUCCAACAAGAUGGACCUCCUAAUGUCAGUGGAAUGAAUACUACAAUAAAAGAAGAUUUUUGUGGUGUUGAACCAGUCACACAUCCACCACCUAUAAUAGAGACUAGACCUCCUCCUGUAUUAGAUGAAAAUAAAGUAAAGGCUGCUUACAAUGAGACUAAUUCUGCUUUAAUUGGUGGAAUAUUUUCAAUCAUUUUGAUAAUAAUUCUGAUACUUGCAUUUUUGGUUGGUCGAUAUGUGGCUCGUCAUAAAGGUGAUUAUAUCACACAAGAAGACCGAGGUGCUGAUAUAGCAUUAGAUCCAGAUGAUGCUGUCAUACAUUCGACCACUGGUCACCAAGUACAGAAAAAACGAGAAUGGUUUAUUUAAUUUAGUUUUUUUAAAUAUCAAUAUUAUUCAAUCAAAUAAUUAUUUUUUAAACUAAAUUUUUAAUGAAUUUUACUUAUUGUUUUAUGUUCACUACAAUUGAUAAAACAUUGAUAUUUUAUAUUCUUUACUUAUUUUCUUGAUAAAAGAACAGAUCAAACGAACCCAAUAAUUAAUAAUUUUACUAGAUUACACUAUUUACACUGAAUCUCGGAGUAUGUUUGCUAAAUUUAGCUUUAGAUUGUAACAUGCAAUUUAAACAAAUAUUAUAAUUUAUAUUAAUACUUUAAAUUAUAAUUAAUAUUUAUCAUUAUUUUAUUGAACACACAUUUUAUAGUUUAUUUUCAUUUUCAUUAUUGUCAGUAUUCUAUAUUAUUACCAUUUUCUGUUUAACUUUAAAUUAAAUAUUUAAUAAUAAUGUUUUAGGUUAUGUGGAAAAUGUAUACAUUUUAUUACCAAUGACUAUUGUUGUUUUUAAUUUGUAAAUCUCAUUUUUUUUUUUUUUUUUUUUGUAAGCUAACAUACAGACUGCCUUAAAAAUAAUUAUUGAUUAUUAAGUAUAAUUUUUUAUGAUACGUGUUGAACUGUAAAGGUGAAUUUAUUAAAUAAAUUAUAUUCAUAUACAUUAAUGAUAUAAAAUUAUAUUUAGAACUAUAUUCUUAUAAUCCGUUGUACAUUUAUAAUUUGUACUUGCAAUGGUCAUCUAUAAGUGUCUGAUUUAUCUAAUUUAAUUUACUGUAUUCACCUUUACAUAUUAGCAUUUUAUCUAAAAGGUAUAUUUAUACUUAAUUCUCAUAUAUUAUUUACACGUUCCGUCCAUACUAUAGGUAGUAUUCUUUAAAUUUAAAUGUAUUUUAAGUAUAUUACAAUGUUAGAAAGAUAUAUAGUUUUUACUUAAAUUAAUUAAAGUAUAAAUUUUUUUUUAAUGUGAUAUUUUAUCGAAAUUUUUACUAAUAAUAUUUGUAUUUAAAUACUUUUUUAUACGCUAUAUUGUAGCAAAUUGUACUUUUAAACUUAAUGAAUUUUUUUUAAUAAGUAUACAUCUUUACUUUGCAAUUUUUCACUAACAGAUAUCUGCUUCUUGUAUUUUUAUAUUUUACAUUAUAUUAUUCACUUUUACAGAAAAUAUAAAUUAUAUUUUGUUUAGGAAGCAUUUUUUAGAUUUGUUGAAAAAUUUGUAUUUUUUUUUUUUACAAAAUAUGAAUACAAUUUUUAUAAUAAAUACAUUUAUGUAAGAAUG
Aphis gossypii (cotton aphid) is the source of this 5304-nucleotide messenger RNA. RefSeq names its product neurexin-4 (gene Nrx-IV). Lineage: Eukaryota; Metazoa; Arthropoda; Insecta; Hemiptera; Aphididae. The record is from RefSeq and is a predicted model, not a curated record.